AUGUCUGCUGCUCACUGCUUCUUUCGUUCAAGUCCCUCUGGGUGGACGGUUUCUCUUGGUCUUCAGAGCCUGCAGGGUGCAAAUCCAAAUAAGGUGUCCAGAAAUGUUGCCAAAAUCAUUUUGCACCCAAACUAUGACAGUAUGACCAACAACAAUGACAUCGCUCUGCUCAGACUCUCCUCACCAGUCAGAUUCACUGACUACAUCAGACCUGUGUGCCUGGCAGCAAGUGGCAGUGUGUUCAACAAUGGCACUGAUAGCUGGGUGACUGGCUGGGGUGCAGUCAAGGAGGGAGUGGCCUUACCCUUCCCUCAAACGCUGCAAGAAGUGGAGGUGCCAGUUGUGGGAAACAGACAGUGUAACUGCCUGAAUGGAGUGGGCACAGUCACAGACAACAUGAUCUGUGCUGGUGUUCUGGCAGGAGGCAAAGACUCGUGCCAGGGAGACUCCGGAGGUCCAAUGGUGAGUAAACAGGGCUCUGUUUGGGUCCAGUCUGGAAUUGUAAGUUUUGGUUUUGGUUGUGCUCAGCCCAAUCUGCCAGGAGUCUACUCCAGAGUGUCCCGUUACCAGUUCUGGAUCAAGUCCCGCAUUCGCUCUAAUAGGCCAGGAUUUGUACGGUUCAUCUCCAGCGGGCUGGAUCCUGACAGCAGCUACACCUGUCCUGGUCCUCUAACAAGACCCUCAAUGUCAGUUUGUGGCAACACCCUCGUGAACAGUCACACAGGAGGAGACAAGAGCACUGUACCCGAAGGAACUUGGCCCUGGAUGGUAAGUCUUCACCAAAAUGGAGUGCACAAAUGUGGAGGAAGCUUAAUAUCUGACAACGUUAUACUCACAACUGCACAAUGCUUCUCUACCACCAGUCCAAAUGCCAGUGAAUGGAAUGUGUUUCUUGGUCUUAGACUCGUAAAUGGUUCCAAAGAGUUUGAGACAUCUUUGGGUGUUUUGAACAUUACAGUGAGCAAAAUGACUGGCUCCAAUAUUGCACUAUUGGAGCUGUUUGAAUCAGUCAGUUUCAACAAUUAUAUCCAGCCUGUGUGUUUGGACAUUAGUGAUUCAAGGUCUUUCCCCAUUGGUAGUCAGUGUUUGGUGACAGGCUGGGAAAACAAGAACAACAGCAGAGGUAAGGGUGCUGUUCUUCAAAACAUGAAAACUCAAGUUGCAAGUUGUGGCAAUCUUUCUGAUUCAGAUCAAAUUUGUACUCACACCAUGGAUCUUCAAGAGGGAGGUCAGGGCAGCCCAUUGCUGUGCAAGUCAGAGUCAUCAUGGUUCCAGGUUGCUGUUGUAACAGUCUGUGAAAGUAGACUGAGCCAUGGAGAUGUUGAUGUCUUUACCAAAAUCUCAAGAUUUGGGUCAUUCUUAAAGGAGAUUAUUGAUGAAACACCAUCUGCUGCAACACUUUUAACAGGAAGUUCACCUGAUUUCUCAGUUUCCUUACUGAUUUUUUUUGCUGUCCUCAUUAUCUCCUUGUUCCUGUUGUCAUGA
Molecule: messenger RNA, 1485 nt
Organism: Pundamilia nyererei
Lineage: Eukaryota; Metazoa; Chordata; Actinopteri; Cichliformes; Cichlidae
Product: polyserase-2-like
Exons: 8
Coding region: 1-1485 (494 amino acids)
Biological process (GO): proteolysis
Molecular function (GO): serine-type endopeptidase activity
Source: RefSeq, a predicted model, not a curated record